AUGGUCCUCAUCUCCACCCAAAUCGAAAUCGCCGCCCCUCCCGAGCGUGUUCGAGAGAUCCUCCUCGACUUCCCCCGUCUGAACGAAUGGCACCAAAGCGGCCACUUCAAAUCCAUCGAAAUCGCCGCCCGCAAAACCGAAGGCGUCUUGAGUGUAGGGGAUAAACUGAAGGUUGUGAUGGAGGAGAUGACGUUCACGCCUGUUAUCUUGAAAAACGACCCUUCAGAGCUCAAAUGGCGCGGCUCCCUCCCCCUCAUCUUCACGGGCGAUCACUCGUAUCGCUUCCUUCCCUCCGAAACGAUUCCCGGAGGGACUUUAUUUAUCCAAGAAGAGAAUUUCACAGGCCUGCUCAGUCCCGUGAUGAAAGUCAAAGAGGGCAAGAGGGAUUUUGCGUGGAAGAAUUUGAGGGGGUUUGAGGGGUUGAAUGCGGAUUUGAAAGCGGAGGCUGAGAGGGUUGUGGGGAUUGGGGAGGGGAGGAGGGAGGGGGAGGGUGGGCUGUGA
Molecule: messenger RNA, 501 nt
Organism: Zasmidium cellare ATCC 36951
Lineage: Eukaryota; Fungi; Ascomycota; Dothideomycetes; Mycosphaerellales; Mycosphaerellaceae
Exons: 3
Coding region: 1-501 (166 amino acids)
Source: RefSeq, a predicted model, not a curated record